AUGCUCGCUGCCUUCCGCCUCGGGACGGGCCUGUGGGAUCCGUCUCACCGGUUCGAAACCUCCUGGCUCUUGUCUCCUUACCAGCUGGGUGCUUGUCGCGCGCUCAUUAGUCUCUACACCUUUACCGUCCGCUUCUUCGUCAUCGGUUGGACGUGUUCUCGCCCCGAGUAUGGCGGGUGCAAGGCCGUCGGCCAGAGCUUCUCCUACUUCACCGUCCUGACCUACUGGGGUCUGAGUUUCUACUUCCUCAUCUCGGCUAUCCACACUCUCACCUACGCCCGCACCGGCAGCCCGCUGCUCGAACGCUUCCCGCGCCCUCUGCAGGCACUGCACGCCUUCUACUAUACCACUGUCACCACCUACCCGUUCAUCGUUACCAUCGUGUACUGGACCAUCAUCUACAAGGCGCCGUGGUACCCCGACGAGUUCAGCGCCUGGAGCAACAUCUCCCAGCACGGCCUCAACUCGGCCUUCGCCCUCUUCGAGAUCGUGAUCCCACGCACCGCCCCCACCCAGCUUGAGUGGCCGCACCUGCUCUGGCUCGUCAUUGUCCUGGCGCUCUACCUCGCCCUCGCCUACGUGACCUACUACACCCAGGGCUUCUACACGUACAGCUUUCUCGACAUCCGGGCAAAUGGCAGCGGCACUGUGGCCGCCUACAUCGUGGGCAUCGCCGUCGCUGGUAUCGUCUUCUUCCUCGUCGUCAAAGGCCUUAUCUGGCUGAGGAUGUGGGUGACGGAGAAGAAGCUGGGCAUGGAUGGUAAUUUUGCCAAGCAGCACUUUCUCAGCCACGAUACCGAGCUGGGUACCGUCAACUCCAAGAACUGA
This is a messenger RNA of Colletotrichum graminicola M1.001, 828 nucleotides long. RefSeq lists its product as uncharacterized. Bases 1 to 828 code for a protein of 275 amino acids. The record is from RefSeq and is a predicted model, not a curated record. The transcript has 2 exons. Gene Ontology annotation, cellular component: membrane. Lineage: Eukaryota; Fungi; Ascomycota; Sordariomycetes; Glomerellales; Glomerellaceae.